Molecule: messenger RNA, 1544 nt
Organism: Pocillopora verrucosa
Lineage: Eukaryota; Metazoa; Cnidaria; Anthozoa; Scleractinia; Pocilloporidae
Product: plasminogen
Biological process (GO): proteolysis
Cellular component (GO): membrane
Molecular function (GO): serine-type endopeptidase activity
Source: RefSeq, a predicted model, not a curated record
CGCAAUGGCUUCGAUGUGGUUUUCUGUUUGCCUUCUUCUAAAAGUGGCAGCCGUUUGCACUGCAAACGCAGCACCAGGUACCUGCGACUUUGAGAAUGGUCUAUGUGGAUAUACUCACGAUCAAAACUCUGAUUUCGAAUGGACUAACAACACAGGAGUCACUACAAGCUUCAACACUGGACCAUUAGGCGACCACACAACUGGAUCAGGUUCUUACAUGUACAUCGAGACAUCCAGCCCACGUCUAAACCGAGAGGCAGCCCAUUUGGUUAGUCCUCAAAUAUCUGCUACGGAUGGAAACUGUCUUAGUUUCUACUUUCAUAUGUUUGGUCUCAAUAUUCGCGAACUAUCAGUAUAUACCCAGUCCAUUAGUGGUUCCAGACAUCCUUUGUGGCGCUUAAAUGGGGACCAUGGAGAGGCGUGGCACAAUGCUGCAAUACCAUUAAGCAUACCAAAAGAUCUCACCUUUAAGAUUGUGUUUGAAGGCAUCGUUGGCACUGGAUACAUGGGUGACAUUGCCAUUGAUGAUAUCAUGGUCGAACACACGAAUAAAUGCGACAUAAACCCCCCUUCAGCGCAACCGCAGCCUCCUCAACCGACGCCUGUCCCUACCCCACCAUUUGUACCGUUUUGUGGUGUUAAACCGCAUACGCGCAUAGUCGGAGGCGCUAUAGCCACACCAAACUCCUGGCCAUGGCAAGCAAUGCUCAUGUAUCAAAAAGACACCGGCGAAUGGAAGCAGUUCUGUGGAGGAUCACUGGUGCUGCACGAUUGGGUUUUGACUGCUGCCCAUUGUGUCAAUAGUAUCAGAGGAGAUGAUUAUUCAACUCACAUGGUCAGGUUGGGUGCACAUUACAAAAAUACUUCACUGUUGAUCGGUUCGGAACAAGACUUUGGCAUCAAAAAGAUCUAUUUCCAUCACGAGUACAACAGCGUAACAAAUUACAACUACGAUGUCGCUCUUAUUCAUUUGGAUCGUCCUGCAAUACUUAUGAACGGUGUGGGUCUUGUGUGCCUUCCUGAUGACAACAUUGAAUUUUCACCAGGAGCCGACUGCUGGAUAACAGGGUGGGGAACACUUCAACCAGGAGGGGCAUCACCCGAUGAACUACAAGAGGCAAAAGUUCCGUUGGUUUCGAACAAGGAAUGCACUAAAAAUGGUUCGUAUGAAGCCAGCAAAAUCACGCGUGAGAUGCUAUGUGCAGGAUUUCCGGAAGGAGGGAUAGAUGCUUGUCAGGGCGAUUCUGGGGGACCCUUGGUGUGUGAAGAUAACGGAAAGUGGUAUCUGAUGGGAGAUACCAGCUGGGGAUACAGUUGUGCAAAGCCAAAUUAUUAUGGCGUGUACGCAAGAUUGGCAUUACUAAAGGACUGGGUGUUCCACAUAUUAACAAAUCCUGAUUCAGCGUAAGUCAACAUUGUUCAAGGGAAAUAAGGUCCCCUAGGAAAUACAAUAACUCACGUAUCAUUCUCGCACGAAAUGUAAACACGCUGAAAAAAUUAUUUAGUACUUAAAAAUACAUCCAGAAGGUAUUCAGUAAUAAAGA